Serpula lacrymans var. lacrymans S7.9 is the source of this 2285-nucleotide messenger RNA. RefSeq lists its product as uncharacterized. The transcript is spliced from 18 exons. The coding region runs from base 1 to 1776 and encodes 591 amino acids. The record is from RefSeq and is a predicted model, not a curated record. Gene Ontology annotation, molecular function: oxidoreductase activity, acting on paired donors, with incorporation or reduction of molecular oxygen; heme binding; monooxygenase activity. NCBI's taxonomy places the organism in Eukaryota, Fungi, Basidiomycota, Agaricomycetes, Boletales, Serpulaceae.
AUGUCGUGGAAAACACCAGGUGUGGUAUUGCUCACUCGCUGGUUUUUCUCCUUCGUUAUUCCCAUCGUUGGUCUCUUCAUUGCUGUCUCACGCAUCUUUUCAUUGUAUCAUCUCUCUCUCUCAUCAUGGGCGAUCUCUGCUUUCUUGUUUGGUGGCACUCCCAUCGUAUUCACGGUUUACUUGGCUUGGACUCAGCGCUCUCAUCGGAGAAGAGCUAUGAUAAUGGGCGCGCGAGCAGUUCCGCGAGUUCAAGGGAAAUGGAUUGGAAAUAUGGAUGUGUUGAUAGAGCUCGUCACAAAAGGUGACGAUGAUUAUAUUGGUCAGGUCAUGCAUGAACAUAUGGUUGCAUACGGACCAACCAUCAACCUGAACAUAUUAUGGGAGGACGUCAUCAUGACGGCGGAACCAAAUCAUAUCAAGACGAUCCUCGCUACUGAUUUCAAUAACUACGAGAAAGGUGAAAAGUUCCGUGAUACUGCUCGAUCCGUCUUAGGCACUGGUGUAUUCAACUCUGAUGGAGAAACGUGGAAGUUCCACCGCACCAUGACUCGUCCGUUCUUCAAUCGCGACAGGAUUAGCCAUUUUGAUAUAUUUGACCGACAUGCGAACAAAACGGUUUCCCUGAUGAAAGACCGAUUUAAUUCCGGCCAUGCCAUUGAUUUCCAGGAUGUAAUUUCGCGGUUUACUCUGGACUCGGCUACUGAAUUCCUGUUCGGACAUUCCGUCGACACACUUUUCUCUGGACUACCGUAUCCUUAUGACGUGAACAAAACAAAACUUCAGGAUAACAGUUCCUCGGAGAGGUUCGCGCGCGCAUUUAAAGACGCUCAACGCAAUGUCGCCAGGCGCAAUACGGUAGGCCAGACAUGGCCUUUACUGGAAUUAUUUGCAGACAGAACGGCGGAGCCUAUGCAGGUCGUUAAUGCAUUUUUGGAGCCCAUCUUGAAGGAGGCCAUUCAGAAACACCAGUCGUCUUUUGAUGCCGACAAAGAUGCGUUUCUGGACGAAGAAACACUUCUGGAACACCUUGUACGCCAGACCACAGAUAUCACUUUACUCAAAGAUGAAGUACUCAAUAUCCUCCUUGCUGGUCGAGACACGACUGCCUCGACCUUGACUUCUGCCAUCUAUCUCCUCGCUUUGCACCCUCCUGCUCUUGCCCGUCUUCGGGAGGAGAUAUUGGCGAAGAUUGGACCCAGCCGAAGGCCCACCUACGAUGAUAUUAGGGAUAUGAAGUAUCUUCGUGCAGUCCUGAAUGAAACGUUGAGGCUUUUUCCGGCAGUUCCCUUCAAUUUGCGCGAAAGUAUCAAUGAUACUACAUGGUCUUCACUGAACCCUCAUGAAAAACCAUUAUUUAUUCCUGCUAGAACUACUGUUGCUUAUUCAGUCCUCCUCAUGCAUCGCAGGCCUGAUUUGUGGGGUCCAGAUGCUAACGAAUUUGACCCCGAUCGAUUCCUCGACGACAGGCUGAAGAAGUAUUUGACACCCAACCCGUUUAUUUUCUUGCCAUUCAACGCAGGACCUCGAAUUUGUCUUGGUCAACAGUUCGCGUACAACGAGAUGUCUUUCAUGCUCAUUCGCCUGUUGCAAAAUUUCUCGUCUAUUACGCUUGAUCUUGAGGCUCGAUCCCCUGAAUCUCGCCCUCCCGCCGAAUGGGCUACAGCUGGUGGUCGAAAGGGCAUAGAAAAGUUCAGGCCGAAGGCCUAUUUAACUAUUUAUUCUAUGGGAGGAAUGUGGGUCAAGAUGGAGGAAGCGCAAAGUGCCAAAAGUUGCUAGGGAUGUUGUUCUGUUGGGAAAUUUGGACUCUUCUCUCAUAGUGCAUCUUUGUGAAAAUUCACGGGUUGAAUUGUGUGUCGUUGGACGAGACUGAUGUUGUGUUAUCACGUUAUCAGCUUUGUCUAUGGAAAGGUGGACCUUAGCAUUAUCGGUUCACUCCCACUUCACCUCCGAGAUGUUUUUAGAGUCAUAUCACUCCUGGAGCGAAUGGAUGAACACAGUUCAGAGUUAUAUGAUGGUUUCAAAGCUAUGUUCGCUCAUCUCCGGACUUCAUUAUGAUCUACACAACGCGCCGAUUCUUGUGGAUUCGAGAUUUUAUUUUACGUUCAGUAUCGAGAUUUCGACUCGAUCCGGGCAUUGUCAUGUAUAUUCGACUUCGGAUCGCAAACUGUCCAAUAGGAACCGAGUAGGAGUCCCUUCAUCUCCCUUGUUCCUACUCGUUUCGUUACUAUUGGCAUAACCAUGAUAGCGUUCGAGUCAAUUAAACUCCUUGAUUUUCUUGCUCGUUU